This is a messenger RNA of Bemisia tabaci, 1350 nucleotides long. The record is from RefSeq and is a predicted model, not a curated record. NCBI's taxonomy places the organism in Eukaryota, Metazoa, Arthropoda, Insecta, Hemiptera, Aleyrodidae.
AUGCAAUCUCAAAACAUUCAGCAUAUCAAGGAGUGUUUUGUAAAACCACAGUAUGUCACGGAGGAGUCAAAGCAACCGUACUAUCUAAUGCCCUUCGAGUUAUCCAUGCUUUCUUGGCACUACAUCCAAAAAGGUCUUCUCUUCGAAACACCGCCACAGGUUAACCGAGCAAACUUCAUGAACGAUCUCUUGGAUAGACUCAAGUAUUCCCUUUCCCUCACUCUCGUUCAGUACUAUCCUCUUGCCGGCCGCCUAGUGACAGAGAAACAAGAAAAUGACUCUUCCUACCUGAUUUUCGUCGAUUGCAUCAACAGCCCCGGCGCUAAAUUCAUUCAUGCAAAAAUCGACAUGACAACAUCUGAUAUUCUUUCUACAAGGUAUAAUCCGCUGAUUGUUCGAUCAUUCUUCGAUCAUAAGACAUCCGUCAGCUUUGAUGGUCGCACAAAACCUCUAGUUUCUAUCCAAGUCACCGAAUUUAAGGAUGGUGUCUUCAUUGGCUGCUCAAUGAGCCACGCCAUCACUGAUGGAACCAUCUACUGGCGUUUCUGGAACACACUGUCCAAUAUAUUUCAAACGGAUGAAAGUAAAAAAAUUGAACGUCCUCCUGUAAACCUGAAAAGGUGGUUCUCAGAGGGACGCGGUCCUUUAGUUGACUUCCCAGUCACUUUUCAAGAUGAGUUCAUCACCAACGUCGAUGUGCCCGAAGGUCAUGUAACAAGAAAAUUCCACUUCUCGGCAGACUCGGUCGCGAAACUUAAAGCGAAAGCAAAUUCUGAAUGCAAUACCACAGUGAUAUCAUCAUUUCAAUCCUUAAUCGCGCAUUUAUGGAGAUCCAUAACGAAGGCAAGGCGCCUGCCUAGCGAUCGGAUAGUUUCAUGUAACCCAGCUGUAAAUGUCAGACCCAGAAUGAUUCCUCCUUUACCUGCAGAUUGUUUCGGAUGCAUGACUGGAGCAGCCACUGCUCGAACCACAGCUGGCGAACUCCUCGAAAAAAGUCUCGGAUGGGCGGCUUGGCAGCUACACCAAGCGAUUGUGAGCUACACGGAUACAUCGGUGCGGGAAUUUACGGAUGAAUGGCUUCGGACGCCAUCUAUCGUCGAUAUUACUAAAUUAUUCGCUCCUAAUGCGAUGAAUAUCGGUGGCUCGUCGAGGUUCGAUAUGUAUGGGAAUGAGUUCGGGAUGGGUAAAGCGCUGACGAUCCUCAGUGGAACUGCGCUCAAGUUUGACGGGUCCAUUGAGACGUUUCCUGGACGCGAGGGUGGAGGAUGUGUGGAUUUUGGGGUGUGCCUCGGAGCUUCUACGAUGGAAGCUCUGGAAUCUGACGAGGAGUUUAUGGCAUUCACUUCUUGA